AUGCGUAACUCCACUCGAGGCUCCGGCUCAUUUGUUGCUGUUCAACUUCGUUCACCUAUUAAUCCUCCAACUUUAAUCGAACAUGAAAAUCUUCGAUUCUUGAUCGCAGAUGCUCCUUCAAACAAUAAUCUAUCACUAUACAUACAGUACAAUGUAACGGAUGUGGUUCGAGUAUGUGAUCCUACCUAUCAUAUUGAGCCUCUUCUAUCCUGUGGAAUAAAAGUUCAUGAUUGGGUAUUUGGUGAUGGCGAAGCACCACCAGCUCAAAUAGUCAAUGACUGGCUUGAACUUGUCGAAACCCGUUUCAAAGAAACUACUGACAUUGAUAAAAAACCAACUAUAGCAUGUCAUUGUGUCGCAGGACUUGGAAGAGCUCCAGUACUAGUCGCCAUUGCAUUGAUCGAGGCAGGGAUGUCACCACUUGACAGUGUUGCGUUUAUUCGUGAAAGACGACGAGGAGUCAUUAACAACAGACAACUUAAAUAUAUUGAAAGUUAUAAGAGGCGACCUAAAUCAGCUAAAUGCAUUAUCUGUUGA
This is a messenger RNA of Entrophospora sp. SA101, 537 nucleotides long. The record is from the annotation of a GenBank genome assembly. NCBI's taxonomy places the organism in Eukaryota, Fungi, Glomeromycota, Glomeromycetes, Entrophosporales, Entrophosporaceae.